Botrytis cinerea B05.10 is the source of this 1774-nucleotide messenger RNA. RefSeq lists its product as hypothetical. Lineage: Eukaryota; Fungi; Ascomycota; Leotiomycetes; Helotiales; Sclerotiniaceae. Bases 257 to 1276 code for a protein of 339 amino acids. The transcript has a single exon. The record is from RefSeq and is a predicted model, not a curated record.
GAGUCUUAUCAAAGACCAUCAAUAUUUCAUUAAACGUUCACCCAAUACUUUGAUUUUGGUCAAUCACACAAUUGACGAAAUUCCGUCUGAUAUUCCAGUACCCGAUGGCUCUUGGUCUAUAGAUUCAUUACAUGUAUAUCUUUCCUAACUAAUUAAUAUCUUCAAUUAAUGCAUAUCAUCGAAUCACCUGCGGACAUUCAAAAGCGCUUGGCAACUCAAAGACUAUUUCCAAUAGUACGCAACAUUGACACUCAAGAUGCCUACACAGUCAUGUGAAGAAACUUCACUGUCAAAGAUUCCAUCUCAAUCCUUCAAUACCAAGACACAAAUCUUCCUUCUAGAUUUACCCGAAGAGAUUCAAUCGUCGAUCUACAGGUUUAGCAUCACCAGAAGCGAGCCUCUGAUUGUAGCCAAGAAGCAUGAAACUUCUACAAGAUUUGUUACCGAGAUUAACCUAUUGCUCCGCCUUGAUCAUUUAUACUUCUACAGAUAUGACAUGUGCCAAUCUCUCCCAGAGUUGAUUACAUUCACAAGUCUAUCACUGGUUUGCCGAAAAACCCAUCGAAUAGUUGCUGGCAAUAGACUAGUCUUCAAAUCGAAUCAUUUUGAUGUGCGCGAUGUCGACUUUUUUUCUCGCAUUGGAAAAUACAACACAGCCGGUAUUGCAUCUAUAACAUUCCGAUGGAUUGAUAGCCUGGGAGAUGAGACUGAGGAGAGGUACUUACGUCAAAUUCGAGCAGAGUGUCCAAACUUAGAGCAUCUUCGGCUACUGUCCUCGGAGAGUUUCUUUGGGAAGCCUGAAAAGCCUACCGGGGACUCUCCUGAGCCUUAUCGUUGCAGAAUCCCAAUCAAGGUCACUGGCGAGUUAUUUGCUUUCCGGGGUCUCAAGUCAUUUGAAUAUAAAUUUGAUACAUUGGAACGAAGAUUUAGGGUAUGGCUUGCGAUCCAAAUCCAGAAGUUUUGGUCUGAGGCAUAUUCAGCUUGCAUAUUUCCCGAUCAGGAACACAUAUCCAAUGGUCAAAUCAAUCUUAUAGUUCUUCAAAGCUCGCGAUUUAGGAAUCAACACGAGUUUCUUCAUCGCCAGACACUUCAGAAGUCACUCUCGACAUACGUUGAAAGUCUGGUGAAAUUGCCACGGAACAAAGAAUUCGAUAAAAUGGAAAUCGCAACUCCGGUAACACAUUACUUGGAAUUCGAUGCAAAGCCAAUAAUCAGAGAAGUGUGUGACAAUGUCCGAACGGCAUUAAUCGAAUUUGGAGAAUCGAUUAAAAAAUGAUCCACUCUUUAGUGUUUGGUCAGUGGGUAAUGAAGUGGACUCGCUGAUCUGUAGUAUCACAUGGAUCUAGUGAGCAUUUUGAUGCUCGAUUCAGCAAACUUGGAAACUCAACAUAUUCGUAAGAUGACACAUGCGACAAAAUACGGUUCUUCUGAGGGGAAAAGAAUUUUUGUUUUAAGGUCUGGAAGAGUUUAGAGGGGUGAUGAUUACUUGAACACGGAGAAAAAAGAAACGCAUAUUCCCCCUUUAGUUUAAUGCGGGUGGUGUGCGAGCUCUGGGGUUUUGGGCUCUCUUUGCCUCCAUUGAGCUGAUCAGAGGGAUUGUCUUGAACUCUCAAGCCGGAUUCCUAGCUUGUUAUUCUAUUUCUCUAGAGAAAUUGAGGUUUUGUCUCUUUCCGUUUGGAAGUUUAUAUGGAGGAGGAGGAAGUAAGUGUCUUUUUUUGAGCCUUCGUGGUAGAAACGACUGAUAGCUUUAAUUUUGAUAAUUAUUCGCAAUACA